AUGGCGAGCGCUGUAAAACGAGAUUUGCAUGACAAUAUGGAGAUCGAAGAUUUGCGUCGAGCGGACAGUGCUCAGCAGGUUGAUGACAUCGAGAAAGCCAAAGAACAUUCCUCAUUCGAGGCCGACGCGGUAGGCUAUAAAGAAUAUCGAGAGGGUCUUCAUAUGGUAAUUUCCAAGAAAGAAAACUCCAAAAUUCGCUGGAAGAUUGACUUGGUCAUUCUUCCCAUUUUCCUCACUACGCAAGCCUUGCAGUUCAUGGAUAAGACCGCAUUGAACUAUGCAAAUCUGUUUGAUUAUCAAACAACAUUAGGGUUAGAAGGUCAACAAUUCAAUUAUCUUUCUGCAAUGGUCUAUGCUGGGUACUUCUUCGGCCAGUAUCCCAGCGGCUGGUUAAUUGGACGAUUCCCAGCCCAGCGUGUCCUCGCAGUUAGCAUCUUCCUUUGGGGCCUGAUGGUUAUCAUCCUCACUCAAUGCCGUACUUAUUCAAGUGCCCUCGCUGUCCGUUUCAUAAUGGGACUUUUCGAGGCAACCGUCACUCCUGGCCUGACCCUCAUGACUGGUUUUUGGUAUACCCGUCAAGAGAUCCCACUUCGCCAAUGCAUAUGGUAUUCUUCCCUUGGAUGGGGGGGCAUUAUUGGUUCGUACAUCUCCUUUGGAAUCGCAAAGCUUCCCGCGGAUUUUACGCCUGCGCGCUGGGAGCUCAUCUUUUACAUUCUUGGCUCUGCAACCUGCCUCUGGGCCUUCGUGGUCUUCUUUGCUUUGCCAGACUCUCCUUCAAGCGCAUUCUUCCUAUCAAAGACAGAGCGUCUCUUGGCUGUCAAGCGUGUCGCUGGUAAUGAGACAGGAAUCAAGAAUAAAACUUUUAACAAGAAGCAGGGUCUUGUUGCGUUUGUGGAUCCUAAGGCCAUUUUGCUUUUUGUCUCAGUCUUUGCUGCUGCCAUUCCAAAUGGAUCCGUCGGCGAUGCCGUGCAGAUUGUCGCCUUGAUAAUUGGCGGUAUUAUCACACUAAACGUCCCUAGCUCUCGGCUGCUCACCGCAACAGCUGCAAACAUUCUGUUGGGAUUCACGGUCUCGCUGGUCACGGUAUCCUCGAAUAUGGCCGGUUAUACACACAGAGCAAUGGCGAACGCCAUGGUAUUCACCGCCUACUGCUGGGGCAAUUUCGCUGGUCCAUUUGUCGUCAAAGCAUCACAAGCACCCGAAUAUAAGGGAGCUACUAUCGGUCUGCUUGUUGGAUAUUUGAUCAAAGCUGUUUGUCAUCUUGGUUUACUUGGUUACAUGUUUGCUGUCAAUCGAUAUCGUGAUUCGCACUACGGUCCCCCAGACAAGGCCCAGAGUGAUGAGGCAGGUAUGAGGGACUGUACUGAGUUCGAAAAUAAAGACUUCCGAUAUGUGUUGUAA
Penicillium macrosclerotiorum is the source of this 1401-nucleotide messenger RNA. RefSeq lists its product as uncharacterized. The coding region runs from base 1 to 1401 and encodes 466 amino acids. NCBI's taxonomy places the organism in Eukaryota, Fungi, Ascomycota, Eurotiomycetes, Eurotiales, Aspergillaceae. Gene Ontology annotation, cellular component: plasma membrane. Gene Ontology annotation, molecular function: allantoate transmembrane transporter activity; dipeptide transmembrane transporter activity. The record is from RefSeq and is a predicted model, not a curated record. Gene Ontology annotation, biological process: tripeptide transport; transmembrane transport; dipeptide transport. The transcript has 8 exons.